AAGCUUGCAGAUUGGAAUUGCUCUUUUUUCGCGGACACACGGAUGAGUAGAGUACUUAAAGGGAGUCGCCGGUCGGAGCGAGCACCUUUCGAGCACUCCACGAUAUCCCGCGUCGCCGAUGAAGAUUGGGCCGCAAAACCUAUUAUUUCAAGGGAUCCAACGCUUCAUCUCAGUAAAACUCCCUCGCUGAUCCGUAGCGAUAAGCGAUUGGAAAAUUCGGAGAUUAGAUGUAGCAGCGCACCUCAGUGUGUAUCUCGCUUUUAUUCAGAGAAGACUUGUAGGAGAGGCGAUCACAUCUCUUCUCUACAGUGGAGUCGCUGGUAGCUUGGACUUGGGUGUGAGGAGGUCUGUGGACGGAGAGUGUUAUAUCGCAUUCUAUUGUUGUCCUUGCCUCUGGUUAUCAUCUUGUCUCGGAAGUAGUACAAGAGGUUGGAGAAGCACAACAACUUACACUCGAGUGUUGGAUAUCCUCAUUACUUGGUGCAAAGGCUACAACUCGCAUUGCGACUCCGCAUUGGCUGUUAUCCUCUUAGUUAGUUUCACGCAACACAACACACAACACACUGCUGUAGUUAUCCAAAAGGACGAAGCAAAUCAAAAGUAUCUCAAAAAUUUCAGUCAUCAUUAGGAACGAUUGUCUGAUACCCGAUACUAGCCUACACAAAUUGAAAGGAAGUGAUCUUCUCGAAGAACAAGACCACUUGUUCAAAACAGACGGUGACGCUCCUAUUACGAGUGCACCAGAAUCAACACCCACCAGAGGCUGCUGUUCCCUCUUUUAUUUGAUUGUUCUGAGACUUUUCUGCCUUACAAGCAGGGAAAGUCUUAGAGCAGUCAACACGAUCAAAAUCAAGACGACAUCCCCACUCAGCUACCUGCUCCAGGCCGCAAUGGGCCAGUGUUCAACACUGCCCGAGGCCCGGAACUCCUCGGCGGCGAGGCACGAUGGCUCAGGCCAGGUCCACCGCGACAACAGCAGUCGGCAGCGGCUCAAAGAGGAUGGGAGAACCGAAAGCCUAGAUUUUAACAAGUUGACCACGUUGUCCAACGAAAACAUGAAGAACACGGAUCAGCGAAAGCUUCAUGUUUCCGUCCCGGCCAAUGGGGAACACGAGUUUGCCAAGUUUCCGCAGAUGGACACCAACCAGCCUCAGGCGAGGGAUCCGGACGGACAGACUGAUGGAAUGGUCGAACCCAUGGAUGUUGAUCAGAGAGACGUUUCCCAGCCCAUUGUCUUGCCACCCCCACCCGAGAAUGCUGUUCGAGCCCGAUGCUACAAACUGAAUCUGGAUUCAGAGAUGGCUGGAUUGACUGGAAACAAGAGUCCUCACGUUUGCCUGGGACCUUUUGCGGAGCCACCCCCUCCUCUCACCUAUAGCAGUAGCGAUGACUCUGCUGUCAGUGCGUCGGGUACCAACGUAGCCAUCCAGACUGCCCAGAUCUUUAGGGGCAUUACCAUUAGCAAGGACGGAACGAUUCUGUCUCAAAAUGCACGAGCGACCCGAAGCAACCGUGGAAACAAGACCAAGAGAGGAGAAAAGUCUCGUCAAGCGGCAAAGAUCGACAAGGCAAAGGAUUUGGUGGAAGAAGCGGUCAUGACAGGAAAGGACGCAGAAUCGAACGAGCCAGCAAACAUGGUCUCAUUGGUUAUCAUAGGGGCAUACGACGACAUGAAACACCUCGUACGUGAUGGCUCCAAGAAGCUUCGAGAAGCUGAAGGCAUGCCCGAUGACACUCUUCUGGCUGUAAACAGACCCCGCAGUGGUCACAGUCAGGGCAUGGUUAGUCCCAAGCAAAGGGUACCUCCAUCUUCGAGCCAGAGAAAUAGUGCUGCUCAGGAUUUGAGGUCCCGCAAUGGAUUGCCUCAAAGUGCUCCUCCCAAGUUGAAGAGUAACCCACGAGACCGACCCAAAGUUCGAAGAGGCGACGAGAAGCCUAGACGAAGCGGUUUUGUUACCGACUCUUGCAACGACAUGAUGGAUACGAAUCCUCAAGGAACGAACGGUGAUGGUGACUGGCGAGAUGCCCUGGGAUUCUCCAGAGGUUUUCAUUCGAUUUGGAACUGUGGUGGCACUGAAGAAGCAGGAGCUGUCAGCCCUACUCAAGUGUGCAGUCCCAAGGAUGGCACUAAACCUCAAGAAGGUGUGAAUCCGCAUCAUCAACACCCACAACAACCGGUAUAUGAAGGUCGCGACUCCGCUCUUGGGCAUUUAAGAGAAGGGGAAGUCUCUGCCCGGGCAAACUAAACAAUGGACGGACCGACGCUACCGGCAUCAGUUUUACAAAACAACUUUUCGUGUUAAACAAAACACUUUUAUAACUUGUUUUUAUGAUUUGGAAAUGGCUAGCUAAGAGUAGCAAAUUCCCAAGAGACCAUUCACUGGCGAGAAUACGAUUUAUUCAGGGGUUUGGGGCUUCCAAAAGUCUGGAUCUGGAUGGCAUCAUCAUUGCAACAACAAAAUUGGGCGGGCCAAACUUCAAUUCUUGCACUAAAUUCUUAUUGUAACUUUCACAUUACCCCAUCACAGGCACAUCCACACACCUCUAAUACACAGUAUCCAUCCAUUUAUUUUGCCAUAGCCACUUGAGCGUGAGAUCGAAUCCGCUUCGCUUCCGCUUUGGCUUCCAGUUUCGAUGCAACUACUGAAAAGUCGACCUUGCCUUCUGCCUGCUCGGUACCUCCCCUUUUCCAUGCAACGUCGAGACUGCUUUUGUCGCGUUUUGCUGUUCCGUGCUGUGAUCCAGAUACACUGCUCCUUCUCUGACGCAACUUUUCGUCGCGUUUUGCUGUUCCGUGCAGCGCUCCAGAUACACUGCUCCUUCUCU
This is a messenger RNA of Seminavis robusta, 2826 nucleotides long. NCBI's taxonomy places the organism in Eukaryota, Bacillariophyta, Bacillariophyceae, Naviculales, Naviculaceae. The record is from the annotation of a GenBank genome assembly.